Arachis duranensis is the source of this 1357-nucleotide messenger RNA. Its product is annotated as annexin D2. Gene Ontology annotation, molecular function: calcium ion binding; calcium-dependent phospholipid binding. NCBI's taxonomy places the organism in Eukaryota, Viridiplantae, Streptophyta, Magnoliopsida, Fabales, Fabaceae. Gene Ontology annotation, cellular component: cytoplasm; cytosol. The record is from RefSeq and is a predicted model, not a curated record. The coding region runs from base 172 to 1167 and encodes 331 amino acids. The transcript is spliced from 6 exons.
UGACCGAAACCUUGCUCUGUAAUUACCAGAUUAGCACACUGCACUAAUGACGCUAAUGAUUGUUGUAUAAAAGGAGAAGCUCGCCUUAACUCUGCGUUGACAUUGGCAUUGCUUCCUGGGUUCUGAAUUUUGUAGAGACAGAUCGCGAAAAACGCAGCGUUGUUUUUGACAAUGGCGACUUUGAAGGUUCCUGCUCAGAUUCCUUCUCCGGAAGACGACUCUGAGCAAUUGCGCAAAGCUUUUCAAGGAUGGGGAACGGACGAAGGACUUAUAGUAAAAAUCCUGUCUCAUAGAAAUUCAGCUCAGCGCGAGUUGAUUCGUGCAGCUUAUGCUUCAGCUCAUGGAGAGGAUCUUCUUACAUCGUUAGACAAAGAACUUUCAAGUGACUUUGAGCGGAUUGUGAUGUUAUGGACUUUGGGUCCUGCUGAGCGCGACGCCCUUUUAGCUCAUGAAGCCACCAAGAAAAAAGUGACUUCACCAAACAACUUUAUCCUUAUGGAAAUUGCUUGCACCAGAUCUCCACUUGAACUCUUUAAGACAAAGCAAGCAUAUCAAGCUCGUUACAAACGUUCCAUUGAAGAGGAUGUUGCUUACCAUACUUCUGGGGACUUUCGCAGGUUGUUGGUUCCUCUUGUGAGCACAUUCCGUUAUGUGGGGGAUGAUGUGAACACGACAUUGGCAAAAACUGAGGCUAAAAUACUUCAUGAGAAGAUUGCAGACAAGGCCUACGGUGAUGAGGAAUUAAUUAGGAUUUUGACAACAAGGAGUAAGACACAGUUAAAUGCAACACUAAAUCACUACAACAAUGAGUAUGGUAAUUCCAUAACCAAGGGGGCUCCGAUGAAAACCUAUUUGAAGUGUUUCUCUUUUCGAGUAAUAACAGAUGAUCCGGAUAAUGAAUACCUGAAAUUAUUGAGAUCAACGAUUAAGUGUUUUAUUUUCCCCGAGAAAUAUUUUGAGAAAGUUCUAAGGUUGGCAAUAAACAAGAUGGGAACCGAUGAAUGGGCCCUUACUAGAGUGGUAACAACCAGAGCUGAGGUUGAUUUGCAGCGAAUUGCAGAUGAAUACCAAAGAAGGAAUAGCGUUCCUCUGGACAUUGCAGUAUCCAACGAUACUUCUGGAGACUAUAAGGACAUGCUUCUUGCCCUGUUGGGACGUGAAGAGUAAGAGUUCCCUUCUCUGUUUAGCUGUCUUGGGAUUGCUGCUUAGGCUAUAAUAUGAUUCUCCUUUCAUCAUCAAUGCGACCUUCGAUGAGCUAAUGAGCAUCUCUGGACACUAUAUAAUGAUGCUUAAUGCUUAUAAUAGGCAUGUAUGAACCAUCUUGGUAUUUUACAAAUAAUAUGUCUUGAAUAUGAAA